Messenger RNA from Aspergillus caelatus, 1766 nucleotides. RefSeq lists its product as uncharacterized. Gene Ontology annotation, molecular function: glutamine synthetase activity. Bases 1 to 1350 code for a protein of 449 amino acids. NCBI's taxonomy places the organism in Eukaryota, Fungi, Ascomycota, Eurotiomycetes, Eurotiales, Aspergillaceae. The transcript has a single exon. The record is from RefSeq and is a predicted model, not a curated record.
AUGGACCAACUGAGCAUACAUACGUCCCGUAUAACACCGGGAACGCCGAUGGACGCGAAUAAAGUGCUUAAAGACUUUCAUCGUGACUACCCUCACAUCAUCUUCAUCAGAUUACAAUGGCAGGAUUACUCGGGAGUAAUGCGUGCACUUGUUUUACCAAUUGAGGAAACAUACAUCAUACUGGCGGAGGAGACGCAACCAUUCCAUGUGCCUCCCCUCCUGUCCAACUGUUCCGUCACAAACCAAUAUCUUCCUGAUGCAAGCGCCCGCCAUGUGCAAUGGCUGGUCCCAGACUGGUCUUCUAUUCGGCUAGCAUCCGAUCCCAAAAGUGCAAUGGUGAUGUGCGGAGUAGUGGGGACUACAAUAUCUAAACCAGUGCCAAACGGAGACCUGUGUCCCCGGCGUGCGCUGGUGGAUAUCGUGCGACAGGCACGGGAGUUGUGGGGCUUGAGAUUCCUCGUCGGCUUCGAGGUGGAGUUCCAGGUGAUGAAGGUCUCGUCCGUGACAGGGGAGUAUGUCAAGCACAGUCAAGGCCCAGGGAACUUUUCUGUAUCUGGCCUGCGGGAUCCGUGCUACCGGUAUGUGCAGCAAUGCGUGCAACAACUAUUGGCUCUAGGGGUGCAUAUCCAUGGAAUACAUUCGGAGGGCAAACGAGGACAGUAUGAGAUCGCUCUGAAACCUCUACCACCGCUGCAGGCCGUGGAUCAACUACAUCUGGUGCACGAUUAUCUCAAAGAUACCUUUGCCCAGCACGGCUAUAUGGCCACCAUGGCACCGAAGCCUGUAAUCUCGGAUCCUCAUACCAUUGGACAACAUAUGCACCUCUCGUUGGAGUCUGUCAAUGGCGACCAUGAAACGUCUUUCCUAGCCGGCAUCCUCAAGCGUUUACCGAUGAUUUGCGCCUUCAGUCUACCCCACACGCUCUCUUAUGAACGACGACUCCCGUUCUUGGCUGGGGAGACGGUAUGCUGGGGAACUGAGGCGAGGAUAGCGCCUAUCCGAAAGAUCGAAGCCAGUCAUUGGGAGAUAAGAUGCAUCGAUGCAACUGCCAAUAUGUACCUUACCUUAGCUGCAAUACUCGGCGCUGGGUUGCUCGGUCUGGAAGGCCAAGAGCCUCUCCUUUGGCCAGACUUGGGCGAUUUUACAAUUGAAUCCAAGACCUGGGAGGAACCGUUGCCCAGAACUCUGCAGGAAUCGGUGGCAUGGCUGGCUAGGAAGGCUGAUGACUUCGGUACCAUAUUCGGUCUACCCUUGAUACAGCGUUACAUAGAGCUGAAGCAGUACGAAAUAUCUCAAGUUGGAGGAAUGAAUCCUGUGAAGCUGAGAGAGCUGUUCAUUGAGCUAUUCUAACUUUGCGCUGUAUGCGCGGGUCAAAGCGAGCUUAGAUGAAGGUUCAGCUAACUAGAUCGGACUGCCACAAGCUAGUAAAGGCUACUCGCAGAUAUUAAGUCGGGCAAGUUUAUCAACCAGUGUGAUCAGAAAGUCAGUCAGGGUCUAACACUACUCAACCUUCGCUGCUCUAUCCACCCAUGGAAUAGCACCGGGAAGCUAUAGCACAGCACUUUCUAUUGGGGUGGUCUAAACCGGACUGCUCGGAAAAGGCCAGCAAUGCUCGGUGAGUAUCUGAUACGUAUGUUUCAUACAUCUCCAUGUACCCAAUUUACCAUGCUUGUUCUUGUUCUCUUCAUUCGUGGACUAUCUUUGCUUAGGUUAAUCUUGGUUUUUAUUGAGAUUUCCAGCGAACGGUAAUGGAAAUGGAGAGUAUG